AUGGGCAAAAGAUGCCACCAGUGUCCACAUUAUAAACGCGCCAUCCGCAACGUAGAUGUAAAAUCUAACCUUUUUUUUUUUUCACAUCUAUCUAUCUAUCUAUCUAUCUAUCUAUCUAUCUAUCUAUCUCAGCCUGCUUUGUAUCUUUCUCUAUCCUACCCCUUAGCAGAAUUCGCUAUAUCUAUCUAUCUAUCUAUGGGGAGAGAUAAAUUUAGUGGGUACACGAGUAAAAUAAAUGAAAGCUUUAUUAAAAUAAAGAAAAACUGUCGCUUGCUAUCUAUCUUUCUCGGUCUUUCUAUCUAUCUAUCUAUCCAUCUAUCAAAUCUCAGACUAUCUAUCUAUCUAUCUAUCCAUCUAUCAAAUCUCAGACUAUCUAUCUAUCUAUCUAUCCAUCUAUCAAAUCUCAGACUAUCUAUCUAUCUAUCUAUCUAUCUAAUCUCAGACCAUCUAUCUAUCUAUCUAUCUAUCUAUCUAUCUAUCUAUCUAUCUAUCUAUCUAAACUCAUCUAUAUUCAAUGAAUCUAUCUAUCUAUCUAUCUAUCUAUCUAUCUAUCUAUCUAUCUAUCUGUUGGUUUGGUUUAUUUUGUUUUACGACAUAUCAACACCUGGGUUGUUUAAUGGAAUGCCGACAAAUUUUUUAUUGCUGGUAAUAUUUUUUUAUCUAUCUAUCUAUCUAUCUAUCUAUCUAUCUAUCUAUCUAUCUAUCUAUCUAUCUAUCUAUCUAUUAUAG
Molecule: messenger RNA, 729 nt
Organism: Acanthosepion pharaonis
Lineage: Eukaryota; Metazoa; Mollusca; Cephalopoda; Sepiida; Sepiidae
Source: the annotation of a GenBank genome assembly